AUGAAGUCAUGCGUCCCUCCUGGGUUCAGGUUUCACCCCACGGACGAGGAGCUCGUCGGCUACUACCUCCGGAAGAAGGUGGCCUCGCAGAAGAUCGACCUUGACGUCAUCCGCGACGUUGACCUGUACCGCAUAGAGCCAUGGGAUCUCCAAGAGCACUGCAAGAUUGGUUACGAGGAGCAGAGUGACUGGUACUUCUUCAGCUACAAGGACCGCAAGUACCCGACGGGGACGCGCACGAACCGGGCCACGCUGACGGGGUUCUGGAAGGCGACCGGGCGGGACAAGGCGGUGCGCGACAGCGAGCAGGGCGGCGGGCUCAUCGGCAUGCGGAAGACGCUCGUCUUCUACACGGGGAGGGCGCCCAGCGGCCGGAAGACCGACUGGAUCAUGCACGAGUACAGGUUGGAGACCGACGAGAACGCCGCACCUCAGGCAAGCAGACCAUAG
Messenger RNA from Miscanthus lutarioriparius, 450 nucleotides. NCBI's taxonomy places the organism in Eukaryota, Viridiplantae, Streptophyta, Magnoliopsida, Poales, Poaceae. The record is from the annotation of a GenBank genome assembly.